AUGAACCGCGUAACGUGGGGUGUUCUGAUUCCUUGCCAACUACCGUAUCAGGAUGAGGAAGUACCCCACGGAGCUGAUUAUGUGACACUACCAGCCAUCAAUACAAUGAGCUCUCAGCCAGGGACAAAUUGCACUGUUGUGAUGUGUGAAUGGGUACAACGGCAUGCUUUCAGGUUUAGGUCUCGGAUAAGAAGUCCAAUCGAACUGAGCAGUAAGCAGUCCAGUCAUGAGGUAGAGCAGUUCGUCCAUCGCUCCUGCCCGGAAGGUCCGAAAACAUUGUCAUCGCUUGUCUUUCUUCCGCUAGAAGACCUGCUUGAACCGGGCCAAACAAGAUUCAUCGAUGUUGAUACUCGCCUGGUUGUCGAUAUUCCCUAUAAAGUUGUCUGCGUUGGAUACGACGGCGAUAUUACGUCAACAGACUCUGUUGAUCCUUCGAGGGCUCGUUGGCUUCAGGAUAUCAUUCUAGAAGAGGUCGAGCCGUCACGGCUGGCCCAGCUUGAAGCAGGCUCGUAUGAGAUGCAUCGGUACUUAUACAUAGAUCCUUCCUAUCUUGACCUUGAGACUCCCGAGCGAAUUUCUCCCGGGGAAAAAUUGUGUAGGAUGAUUGUACUUGACAUGGGUUUUGCUGGUCUUCACUUGCUUUUCAGACUGAAUACUGGAUUCAAUUGA
This is a messenger RNA of Aspergillus niger, 669 nucleotides long. RefSeq lists its product as uncharacterized. NCBI's taxonomy places the organism in Eukaryota, Fungi, Ascomycota, Eurotiomycetes, Eurotiales, Aspergillaceae. The record is from RefSeq and is a predicted model, not a curated record. The transcript has 5 exons. The coding region runs from base 1 to 669 and encodes 222 amino acids.